Molecule: messenger RNA, 1866 nt
Organism: Plasmodium yoelii
Lineage: Eukaryota; Apicomplexa; Aconoidasida; Haemosporida; Plasmodiidae
Exons: 1
Coding region: 1-1866 (621 amino acids)
Biological process (GO): protein peptidyl-prolyl isomerization
Cellular component (GO): catalytic step 2 spliceosome; Prp19 complex; post-mRNA release spliceosomal complex
Molecular function (GO): peptidyl-prolyl cis-trans isomerase activity
Source: RefSeq, a predicted model, not a curated record
AUGGGGAAAAAAAAAAAAUAUGUAUAUUUGGAAUUUUCCAUAAAUACAAUAAGAUUAGGAAAAGUUUAUUUUGAAUUAUAUAAUGAUGAAGGAAUAGAAAAAUCAAUAGAAAAUUUUUUAAGUCUAUGUAAAGGAAAUGAAUAUCAUAGUAUUUACUCAAAUGAAAUGUUAACAUAUAAAAAUUGUAAAAUAGAAAAAAUAAAAAAAAAUAAAUCAAUAAAAUGUGGCUAUUUAAGAAAUAAGGUUCAUUUAGGAAAUAAGAAUAAUAACUUUGAAUAUAUUAGUAACAAUUUAUUAACAAAUAAAAAUAAAUAUGAAAAAAUUGAAUGUAUUUAUGGAGAGACAUAUAAUAAAGAAUAUUCACAAAGAAAACAUUUAAGUGCAGGUUUAUUAACAGUUAUUCAAGUAGGAAAAAAAAAAUGUUCCUCAAUUUUUAAAAUUACAUUAAAUAAAAUAAAAAAAUAUGAUAAUAAAAAUGUUAUUAUUGGACGGGUAAUUAAAAAUAUGCACAUUAUACGAGCAAUUGAAUUAUUGCCUGUUAAUAAUUUUUAUCAACCAAAGGUUAACAUUUAUAUAUCUGAUUGUAAUGAAAUACAUGAAUCUUUUUUUAAAUCUGAACAAAUAUCAAAUAGACAAUCAUAUAUUAAUAGUUUAUUUAAUAAUUUUUAUGAAACAAAUAAAAAUAAAAUAGAUGACGAAUUUGAUGCAGAAAAUGACCUUCCUAUAUAUGACUCACUAAAUGCUAAAGACAGAGAUAAUAAAAAUAAAGUUACAGAAAAACAAAAAGGUAUUGAAUUGCUAAACAAAAUACUUGAAACUAUUGAAUUGGGUUCGAAACAUGCAGAAAAAGAAUUGCCACAACAAGUUGCUAAAAUAAGUGAGAAUGAGCAAGGUCAAGAUGAAACCCAUGCCCAAAGCCAGCAUAAAAAUGAGCAUAAAAAUGAGCAUAAAAAUGAACAUAAAAAUGAGCAUAAAAAACGAGAUGCCUCACAAGAAUACUAUAAAAUAGAUAAUGACCAAGCAAGUAAGAAAAUUUCCGAAAAAAUUGAAGAAAAAGAGGAAUCUUUGGAAUCAUGUGUAAACAUAUUUGAAAAAAAUAUAAACAAAGAAAUGACAGAAAGGGAAAGGAGACUGUUAGAAAUCCAACUAAAAAUAAAUCAAUCAAAAAGCUUAAAUGAAAUGGAAAAUAUAAAAGAAAAAAUGGGCCAAUCUUUUACUGGCCAACGAAAUAAAUAUUUAGAAUAUAUUAAUUACACAUUUGAAAAAAAUAAAAACGUAGUAAAUGCUGUUCCAAAAGGAAUCAAAAAACAGACGCAAAAAAAUGUCCCAGAAAAUGAGCGAAAUGAGCAAGCCGAACAAAAUGAGAAAGUCGAACAAAAUGAGCAAGCCGAACAAAAUGAGCAAGCCGAACCAAAUGAGCGAAAUGAACAAACCGAAGAAAGGAACUACGUUUACAAUACAAGCGCUAUAAAGGCGUACAAUUCGAUAAGCAAAAAAAAAAAAAAAAAAAUGGAAGCAUAUGAACUUGAUAAUGAUAUAAAUUUAUACAAAAAAAUAAAAUUUAAUUUGUCAAUAAAUAGAAAAAUAUAUGAUGAAAAAAAAGAAAUAUAUGGUAAAAAUUUUUAUGGAAAUAAUUUGUUAAUUCAUGAUAAUACACCAUGUACUGAUAAAGAUAAAAAUAAAGUUAUAGAAUUCUGUAAAAAACAAGAAGAAUUAAGAAGUAAGCUUAGUAGAAAAAGAACAAAUGAUAAUGAAAUUUUCAAAAAUUAUAUUAAUAGGCGAAAUAAAAUAUAUAAUAAAAAGUUGGAUCGUUAUUUUAAUGAACAUACAGCAGAAAUAAGACGAAAUUUGGAGAAACAACAUUGA